AUGGCGUCUAACGGUUUUUGUGUGAAACUUGUAGCAUUAUGGGAUCCAACCACUAGUGGUGGUGUCCCUCAAGUGAAAGGAGCAAAAGCUUUCUCUUUUGAGGAACUUGGCAAAUGCACAAACAAUUUCUCGGAAACCAACAACAUAGGAAUUGGUGGAUAUGGAAUGGUAUAUAGAGGAAGUCUACCAAAUGGGCAGCUGAUUGCCAUUAAACGGGCUAAACAGGAUUCAACACAGGGGGCACUAGAGUUCAAAACUGAGAUUGAGCUUCUUUCGAGAGUUCAUCACAAGAAUCUUGUGAGUCUUGUAGGUUUUUGUUUCGAUCAAGGUGAACAGAUGUUGGUCUAUGAGUAUAUCGUCAAUGGCACAGUCAAGGAUAGUCUUUCAGGAAGAUCUGGAAUGAGGUUAGAUUGGACGAGAAGACUUCGAAUAGCACUAGGAGCAGCAAAAGGGUUACAAUACAUGCAUGAUCUUGCCGAUCCUCCAAUUAUACAUAGAGAUGUUAAAACAAACAAUAUCUUAUUAGAUGAACGCCUUGUCGCAAAAGUUGCUGAUUUUGGCCUUUCCAAAUCACUGGGCGAUGCUAAUAGAACUCAUGUUACCACUCAAGUCAAAGGCACAAUGGGUUACAUGGAUCCUGAGUAUUACAUGACACAACAGUUGACAGAAAAGAGCGAUGUUUAUAGCUUUGGAAUCGUGUUGUUGGAACUGAUAACUGCAAGGAAUCCAAUCGAGAGAGGGAAGCACAUCGUGAGAGAAGUGAGACAAGCCAUGGACAAAAGCAAAGAGUUAUACAAUCUUAACGAGGUCCUUGACCCGACUAUUGGUUUGAGUAGUCAACUCAAAGGUAUGGAAAGAUUUGUUGAUUUGGCAUUGAGUUGUGUGGGGGAAAUAGGAAGUGAAAGACCAACAAUGAGUGAUAUUGUGAAAGAAAUCGAGGGGAUUAUGGAACUCAUGGGUCUUAACCCGCAUGCUGAGUCAGCAGCAAAUUCAGCAGGCUAUAAUGAUAGAAGUCGUGGAAGUGAGCAUCCCUAUACUAAUGAUAAUCUUUUUGCUUAUAGUGGUCACCAUUUCUCAAUCAAGUUUGACCCCAAGUAGAAAUGAUAACCGGUUUCAGCUAUUUGAUGAUAAAACAAUUUCUUUUGUCUAAAUUAACAUUGUUUUGUAUAACUACACGGAUUUUCGAAUGAAGCGUGUGAGGAUUUAUCCAUUUAUUUAAAUUUGGAGUAAAUUACACGAAUGGUCCCUAUGGUUUAGUGUAAUUUACGUGUUUGGUCCCUAACUUAUUUUUUUAACUUGGAAGAUCCCUACUGUUUGUUUUUGUUACGCUCUUGGUCCCUGU
Lactuca saligna is the source of this 1342-nucleotide messenger RNA. The record is from the annotation of a GenBank genome assembly. NCBI's taxonomy places the organism in Eukaryota, Viridiplantae, Streptophyta, Magnoliopsida, Asterales, Asteraceae.